This is a messenger RNA of Carya illinoinensis, 522 nucleotides long. RefSeq lists its product as uncharacterized. The transcript has 2 exons. The record is from RefSeq and is a predicted model, not a curated record. Bases 1 to 522 code for a protein of 173 amino acids. Lineage: Eukaryota; Viridiplantae; Streptophyta; Magnoliopsida; Fagales; Juglandaceae.
AUGAAUCGGUGGUCGACGAUUCAACAAGCUACAAAUAAGUUUUGUGGUUACUUGGCUCAAGUCGAAGGAAUGCAUCCUAGUGGGUUUAACGAGCAAGACAAGAUUGGGAAGGCAAAGGUAAUGUUCUUGGACUUAGAGAAGAAGUCUUUUAACUUUGAUCAUUGUUGGCGGGUGUUAAGAUUCCAUCCAAAGUGGGUGGAACAUAUGGACAUGGUGAAGCCGAAGAAGAAACCAAGUUCACAUGAUUCGACACCAAAUUCAAUAAAUCUAGGCGAAUAUGAGGAUUUUAAUGUUGCAUCUUCAAAUUUGGAACGACCAAUAGGUCGUAAAGCAGAAAAAGAGAAACAAAAGAGAAAAGAAAUGACAAACUCUGACUCUCUUGUGGUACUAAAUGAGAUGGCGGAAAUUAGAAAGAGUAAACUUGUGCUAAUGCAAGAAGCACGUGAUCAUGACAAUAAAAUGUUGUGUCUUAGGCAAGAGGAAGUGAGUCUUAAGCAAGACGAAUUACGUAUUCAAAAAUAG